AUGGCGACCAUAGAACAGUUAGGAUAUAGUGCAUUUUUUAUCGCGUUAACCUGCAUUUUUGCGAUCGUGGCGCGUAGACUAAACGAACGCAUGUCGAAAGAUGGGCUGGUGAAGGAUUUAAUCUUCGAAGCGAUCGCAGCGGCAGAACUGUGCGGAUGUUGCUUCGAGCUGAUAAUCGUGGCGGACAACUUCGGCGUCGCGACGUACGCCGUGUUCCUGUUCACGCUCACCAUUUGGUGGGGCCGUAACUGGGGCUCGGCAACGGCCUGUCCCUACACCUAUAUGGAACAAAUAGUCGAAGGCGAAGUGAGCUUCAAGGAGGCUGCCCUCAAAAUAUGGGCCCAGCUUAUGGGUGGCUGCUGUAUAUUCCGCUACGUGCAGCUUUACUGGUGGCUGGAGCUGGCAGAAACACACGAAGGCCGUGCCUUUGAGGACUGCAAAGCGGAUCUUCAGGUCAACCUAUACCUUGGUGCGUUUAUUGAAGGAUUCGCCACGCUCUGUUGCCGGCUUGCGUCGAAGGUGAUCUCCGAGAAGGAUGCCCGGUUUGGCGCGUUCAUCGAUUCGUUCAUCGGUACCAGCCUAGUGGUUGCCGCAUUCAACUACUCGGGCGGGUACUUUAAUCCGGUGCUGGCGACCGCACUGAAGUGGGGCUGUGCUGGUAAUUCGGCCCUGGAGCACAUCAUCGUGUACUGGAUUGGAUCGUGUGUUGGGGCUGUACUUUCGGUACCACUGUUCAAAACGGCCACCUUCCGAAAUAUGUUCCUGGCGGAGAAGACUAAGAGCGAAUAG
This is a messenger RNA of Anopheles maculipalpis, 789 nucleotides long. RefSeq names its product aquaporin-11 (gene AQP). The coding region runs from base 1 to 789 and encodes 262 amino acids. Gene Ontology annotation, molecular function: channel activity. The transcript has 5 exons. The record is from RefSeq and is a predicted model, not a curated record. Gene Ontology annotation, cellular component: cytoplasm. NCBI's taxonomy places the organism in Eukaryota, Metazoa, Arthropoda, Insecta, Diptera, Culicidae.